Messenger RNA from Arachis stenosperma, 1129 nucleotides. Its product is annotated as serine/threonine-protein kinase TOUSLED-like. The transcript is spliced from 3 exons. NCBI's taxonomy places the organism in Eukaryota, Viridiplantae, Streptophyta, Magnoliopsida, Fabales, Fabaceae. The record is from RefSeq and is a predicted model, not a curated record. Bases 206 to 724 code for a protein of 172 amino acids.
CGUUAAAAGGAAUUUAAGUUAUUUGUCUAAAGACAUAAUUCAUGAUGGGAUUCAUUGGUGAUAUUUUGAUACAUCUAUAGACUUAACUUAGUUGAAAAAGAUUUGGUGGUUGUUUUUGUUGUAGUUUCUUGUUGGGGUUGAAUGGUUUAUUAAGGUGCAUUUUAUUUGUUUUUGGCAAACACAGUUUUGAGUUGCAGGAGGCAUAAUGUCUGAUGAUAUGCUUGUGCAUUUCUCUUCCAAUUCCUCCAACCAAUCUGACCAGUCCCUUCCAACGAAGAUUGCGAAGCUGGAAGCUCGAAUGGUAGGCAAGGCUUCCUCCACCGCUGCUCAGCAGCCAGGUUGGUCCUCUGUCCCUUUAACUAGGAAAUUUGGAGGAGCUGCUAAGGAUUUAGCUGAGGCAUGUAGCUCCAGUGAUUCUGAUGAUGAUAAUGGUGAAGAAUUCUUAAUACAAGCCAACACGGAGAAGCGGCUAAAACUUCAAGAAGAUGACAACUCUAAUGUUUUUGAACAUCUCGAGGUUAUGACUGAUGGAAGACAAACUAGUUCAGAGCCCGUCGAGAUAAAAAUAAGUAACGAUGUGAAUAGAAAGAAACAUGGCCGUGGACGAGGCAACUCUGGUUCAGGAAGGGGCCGGGGUUCUAGAUCUAAUGAUCAGACCAGAACAAAAGUACCUCCUCCAACUGCUUUGAAUUUUGCUUCAGAGUUUCGAUGGAAUUUCUGUUAAAUCACAAUGGUGGACCAGAAUUAUGGGAAGAAAGAGAGGGGAAGAAGAGAUACUAGUUAUAAUAAUGAUUAUUAGCUUUUAGGGUUUUAAUGAGACCAGGACCACAUUGGGUAGAAAAUUAAGAUUUGCCACAUCAGCUAGUCGUUGCUGGCUCCAGCAUGGCAUGGGAGGUGCCAGAUCAUCCUUCCGUUUGCUGAUUAUGCGCCGAAAAGGGUCGAAGGACAACUAUGGGUCCCGGAGCUGAAUGUGAGGGAUACUGUUAGGAAAUUUUGAAAGUCAAGGACGAUUAUGAGUAACUCGCCCAAUCUCAGGGACCACUUUGGAGUUUUAGUCCCCUUAACCAUUAAUUAAUUUUUCAAUGAUGCAUUAAUUUAUCCUGCAAACCUCACCAACUAUUUUUUUCUA